Molecule: messenger RNA, 1191 nt
Organism: Penicillium alfredii
Lineage: Eukaryota; Fungi; Ascomycota; Eurotiomycetes; Eurotiales; Aspergillaceae
Exons: 3
Coding region: 1-1191 (396 amino acids)
Source: RefSeq, a predicted model, not a curated record
AUGCAGUGUAUGCGCUUUGACAAUCUUGCGUGGGAAAAAAGCGAGGAGAUCACCGACACCUGGGUCCUUCGGUUUCUCGAACCUGACAUCUGGAGGCCCAUAGGCAACUUCGUGAUCAAACACCAUAACCCAGACGACGCAAUUGAAUUGGAUAUAUUCAAGAAGGGAUUUUACAAUAUCUCCCUGCAGAUGAAGUACAAAGUCGGCUCCGCUAUCAUACGCUUCCCGCAACGCGGAGCUACUAUGUUUCCUGAAGAAAAAGUGCGGAACGAGAUGGCCAUUAUGCGGACUCAGUUCUUUUAUUCUUAUGGAAUAUGUUCCGCACCACACACGAAGAUGUACGACGCUUUGAACAUACCGGGAUGCCCGCCCAAAGAGCGUGGAAUCAUUGACCCGAACAUUGGCGAGAACAAGCUCGAGAUGCUAUACGGGCAUUUAGCAGAUAUUCUGCUUCAGCUCUCAAAGCCAUUCUUUCCUCAGAUCGGAUCGCUUCGCCAGAUUGACGACUUCACCUGGGAUGUGGCUAUCGGCCUUUACUCGGCAGACGAUUGCCGCCGCAAGUUCAUCGCGCGACGCCUCUUCUGCAAGCUUGCGCGAGAGCAUAAACUCACAAACCUGGCGUUGAACAACGGUCCAUUCAAGAUCUGGUGCGAUGAUCCUCGGCCCGCGAAUGUUCUCCUAGACGAUGACUUACAUAUUGUGAGCGUCGUCGACUGGGAUUUCACCUACGCAGCCCCGGUUGAGUUUAGCUAUCCGCCGCCCUGGUGGCUUUUCAUUGGGAAGCCUGAGUCCUGGUUGAACGGGUUAGAGGACCGGACUAGCCUGUUUGGACGCCAGCUGCAGACUUUCCUGAAGGCAAUGGUGGGUCGCGAAAACACGGCUAUCAAGCAAGGUCGUUUAACACAGGACCAGCGGCUGUCAGACGCGAUGCGUCACAGUUGGGAGAGCGGGGAUUUCUGGGUGGCGUAUGCUGCGAGGAACAGUUUUGCUUUUGAUGCUAUCUACUGGCGGCAAGUCGAUGCGCGACUUUUUGGUCCUACUGCAUCUAGUCCUGAAGAUGUGUGGAGACCACGCGUUGAUUUGUUGGGUGACAAGGAGAAGGAGAUGGAACGGCUUGUGGCUCGCAAGCUCGAAGAGAUGAAGGCAGAGUUCUGGCAUGGGGCCCCGAUGAGUAUACACGAUCUCUAUUAG